GACCGGCCAGCUCCCUUCCACCACCCAUUGACCGCCCUUUUCCACGUGUUCCCACCCUUCCCGUGCGCUGCACCCGGCCGCCAUGUCCCGUUCACCGGUCAGUCUGACCGCACCAGAGCGCCCGCCUACAUAUGCAGCGCGCGCUCCCGCCGUGUCUCCUUGUCUGAGCCCGACACCGCCGGUCCAUCGAGCUCGCUCGCAGUAAGGAGCUCACGACCAGGAGCUCUCGAGGAGGAGGAUCGUCGGCCGAUGGAGCACGGCGAGGGGAGGCACGAGGCGGCGCUGAGGGCGGUGCAGAGGGCGCCGGCCAAGCCGUGGCGCGGCGCCGGCGCCGGCGCCCCGCCGCCGCCCAGGGUGUACCGGGUGGAGCCCCGGGACUUCCGGGAGCUCGUGCAGAGGCUCACCGGCGCCGGCACGGCGUCGGCGUCGGCGACGACGGCGCAGGCGCCGGCUCACGCGGCCGCGGCGCACGGGCGGCGCAGGGAGGCCGCCCCGGCGGAGCAGUUCGACUACUCGUCGUGGUUCUCCGCGCCGCUGCUCAGCCCCGCGUCCAUGCCGGCCGGCAUGGACGCCCACCAUGGCGCUCUGCUGUAGGAGAGAGCAAGCAGUACCCGUGGUCGCCGCUCGCCGCUCGCCGCUCGGCGCUUGUAAAAUCGAGCUAGAGUUCUCCAUCGCUUCCCCCCACUUCUCAUUGUUUUCUUUCAAGGGAGAUGAGAUUACACAUGACAGUGCUUUCGCUCAUGCACUUAAUUUAGUAAUAGUUCUUUUCCUCAAAAAUAAAAUAAAAUUAGUGUAGUUCUUUAUUAUGAGUAAUAAAAAGAUUACUUUGCUCUGCAAUUCUCUGUUUCUUCCAUGGAAUGACACAUGGCAGUGCUUAUGUAAUUCCUAAAUAUAAGUAUUUCUGGAGGUUUUAUUAAAGAACUAAAUACGAAA
Messenger RNA from Hordeum vulgare subsp. vulgare (domesticated barley), 933 nucleotides. RefSeq names its product VQ motif-containing protein 29-like. The record is from RefSeq and is a predicted model, not a curated record. NCBI's taxonomy places the organism in Eukaryota, Viridiplantae, Streptophyta, Magnoliopsida, Poales, Poaceae. The coding region runs from base 250 to 594 and encodes 114 amino acids. The transcript has a single exon.